UGGCUGUCGGGUUUCCCCUAGCAAAACUUGGUGCAUUGGUCAUUAAACAAGUGUCCAAACCUCUUGCUAACUUAGCCAAGAAUCGCGCCAAAAACAGUCAUUUCUUCAGGACCUAUGUUUUGAUGCCACCAGCCCAGUGUAGAAACUAAUUGUCAUGGCUCCUGUUUUUCCUUUGGCCAAACUUGCUUUUCUGUUUGUGAAACAAGUUGCUCGACCUCUUUCCAGUUCAAUAAGACGCAGAGCUGUACGAAGCGCCUUCUUUAGAGAAAAUAUAUGUCUUCCACCUGCACGAUUCUAUCAUUGGUGUGAAGUUCGACUAAAAAUGUAUGUGAUGAACCUUGGAAAAUCUGGACAGAAGACCACCAUACCAAAGCUGAGUGAAGAAGCAGCAAUUGAACUGGGAGGGAACUUACUUGGUGAAGGAGUUAUAUUUAGUAUAGCUGUAGCAAUCCUGGGUUUUGAAGUUUCACGUCAAAAGGAGAAGGAAAAGAAGAAGGAGGAAGCUGAACAAGCCUUCAUUGACAGCUUAGAAAAUCGGAUUAAUGAAUUAACAUUUGCUACCGAAGAGCUUGACACAAAACUUCGAGAAGUGACAAGAAUAGCAUUUGCUGUGCAACAUCAAGUUAAAACACAACAGGUUCCAGCAAAAUAAAAGGUUCCAUGGUGCUGUGUUAGGAGUAUAUUAACAUUAGUGAUAUUAUAUUAAGGUACCCUCUGUUUCAGGUAAAGACAAAUAGGACAUCUGAGGCUAGUGAUACAGGAAUGUAUUCUUCCAACCAGCAUGGUGCUUCAGAAACAGCCAGAUUGUUUGAGAAUAGAUCAGAUAUGGGGGCAUUACAUGAAGCUUUGAACUAUGUCUUGGAAAGAAUACUAAAUAGGGCCAUAUAGUAAAUAUUUUGUUAGUUUUAUUAAAUUAUUUGUAUAUAAGUAUGCAUGUAUAUACAUAAUAGUAUACUAAAAAAUAAAUUAUUUUGCUGAAUGAAUCUUCAGUAUUCCAGAAAUUAAUUUCUAGUGUCAACAAGAUCAAGUAGAUUUACCUUUAAAGACAAAAAAACCAAAGCAUAUACAGACUGCAGUAAUGCAUGAAAUAGCAGAAGAAAACCCUGUGUUUUUUAUUAGAAUAGUGAUGCCAAGCACUUUGGAAUGAAAACAAAUACUCCACAAACAAGAAUAAUAAAGCUGUUACAUUAAACUAGGUUAGAUCAGAAGAGGUGAGGUUUAUAAUCUUAGUUAUUGUGAAUUGUGGAUGAAUGAGGCCUUGCUCCAAAGGAUACCAAAAUUGUAAUUACUGUGUGGCGGGCUAUUUCGCUUUCUGAUUAUCAGAAUGGUAUUUUUCUUGAUAAAAACUAUAUAAACAGCCUUGUGUACAGCAUAAGGUACUUGUCUAGUUGUUUUGCAGUCACCAGGUGACAAAAAAAAGGCUCAGAUAGUCCAGAGGUUAUGAAUUAUUAUCUUUGCAAUUUGUAUGUUGUAGUAAUAUUGUUUUUGUUCUGAAAGAAAAUGCUUUUGAUGCACACUAUAAUUAAAUUUCUUUAAACUUCUUGCAAUGUUUUGAAAACUACUAGGACUUGUGUGGAAGUGUGCCUGUGGGUGAUCCAAGCACCCUGUGAAUGAUAUAUAAAUGUAUUCUUGUUCCCUCAUUUUUCAACACUUGUAUGAACACUUGAAAGUCAUGAUUAGUUCAGUCUGUAUUAAUCUUGAAAUAUUCAUUUUGUGUCCACUUCUUAGUACAUUGUUAUCACUUUCUUUUAAUUUUCAAUAUUGCUUUUGGUAAAUUUUAUUGGUAUAGAAAUUAAUGAUAUUCCUACAUUUGUAAAUCAAGACAAAAAAAAUCCUACCUUUGGGGGGAGAGAGAGAGAGAGAGAGAGAGAGAGAGAGAGAGAGAGAGAGAGAGAAAUUGUAAUUUGCUUGUACCCUCAAUACUUUCCAAAAGUAUAUCAGGUUAUUCAUUUCAUGAACUAAGAGGGAAAGAAAAAAUUAUUAUACAUGUUCCAUUAUGGCUUUGUGUAGCAAGUGACCUAAGUGUUGGUGGAGCAUCACAUGACAAUGAAUUUAUACCUGAAGUGUAGGGUCCUGGUUCCUUAAUUUUGGGCCAUAAAUCAAACUGCAUUUAGCACUGUUACCUAGAAUGAGUCACAAUAUAAAAACAGAGCUUCACAGUUUCAGCUGGAGGGAAAGGAGAGAGAAAAUAAAAUAAAAAUAAAUAAAAUAGGUAAUUCAGGAGCACACAUUGCAUUGUAAUACCAACUUUAUUGAGACAAUUUACAAAUGUCCUCCAACUGCUUUACAUGUUAGCAAAAAAUAAUUAUAUUAAUGUAGCAUAUGACAAAUUUAACUGAUAAAUCACAUACACUAGAAAGAGGGGAAAAAAACAAAAAAACAAACAAUGGCAAACAAGAAGUACUAUCUUGAAAGAAGUAGACCAAUACUAGUGCAAAGAGAAAGAUUUGAUAACUUAAAAUUGCUCACUGGGAUGGAAGAAAUAUGUAAGGGACUGUUGUUACUAAAGGAAAGAAUACCUAGAUACACACAUAAAAAAUUACCACAGAAAUAUAGAUAUUUGGAGUAAACUAAACAGGAAGGUAGUAUCAGCAAAGUGUAAGCACUGUUUUAAAGAAAGAUGGUAAACAGAGAUGGGGAAAAUGGAACCGCAUGUGUAACUCAGGCUUUGUAAAAUACAGCUGGGUAAACACAGUUAAACACAAUUAAAUGUACUGUACAUACUUACUGUAUAUUAUGCAAUUUUAUUAUACACUGCCAAUGGAGUAAUCAAUAAUUACUGACAAGUGGGAUUUUCUUUAGGGACAGGUUCAAGAAAUUGUACCAAUGUUUUAUGUUCAAUGUAUACUCAUCUUGUGAUUUAUCUGAGGAUAGGUCAUUGCAGUUAAAUAAGCAAUAAAAGUCUUUAUUCACGCUAGGGGUAAACAAAUAUAUAUUGUAGCAAACUUAACAUUUGGGACAAUAUAGCACUUGUACAGACCAAGUAUUUCUUUUACUCUUAAGGAUAUGACUCUCUUGGAACCUCUUACAUUAUCUAUAUCUAAGCUUCAAAUCAUUAUCUUAAUAUAAGCAUAUCUAUCACAGCUGUAAGAAACUUAAUAAGUGUAAAUUUUACACUUACAGUGGUGAAGGCAUGACCGAGUGUGAUUGUGUCCCAUGCACUACAUGCCAAAAGAUAAUUACAUUCAUGUGAUUCUAGCUUGAUUUAUAUAUUUAUAUUAUUUAUUUAUUUAUUUAUUUUUAUUUAUUUAUAUUUAUUUAUUUAUUAUUAUUACUUUUUUUUUUUUUCAAGCAAGACUUGUCUGAUGUAUAUCAAGAGGCAAGUGUACACAUACCUAUAUCUGAUAGCCAUUCCUGAGAACCUACCCAGAAGCUCUGAAAAGAUUUCACAAGGCAAAAAAACACCUGCCUCACAAAACAUCACAUCAGAACACUGACGCCACACACAAGCUGCCACAAUAUUAAGUACCUUUAAGUAAUCAAAAUGUUUGUGGGGGAAGAAAAAAGGGGGAGGGAAUAUGGGGCAACAUCAGCAAGAUAUUUCUAGGCUUACAAAAUUUAAGAUUUAAUAAAUUGGCCAAAUGAUCCAAUAAGAAUCAAUUAACAAUACUUUGAGCACAUAAAGACAAAUAUUAUGAUCAAUUUUUCAUAUAUGACAUUCAGAAUAACAAACUUGCAUCCAUAAAAGUGUACAAGAAGUUCCUACUUUUACUUAAAAAUUCACUAUUUUUUCUUAUAAAUAAUCUGUAAUGAGUAAUAUGUGCAUACAUACAACUGAGGUCUAACAAAGAAAUACAUGAAUAGUUUCUGUGACAGCCCAAAGAAAUAUACAAAUUAGUAAUUGUGACCUGCAAAAAUUAAACUAAUACUUGACUUCCACAUUUCCUUAAUGCAGAAAGAAAAUGUAUUUGUAAAUUUACACAUCAUUUUCAUUUCCUCUAUGCAAAAUAAAUAAGAGAGAGAGAGAGAGAGAGAGAGAGAGAGAGAGAGAGAGAGAGAGAGAGAGAGAGAGAGAGAGAGAGAGAGAGAA
This is a messenger RNA of Scylla paramamosain (green mud crab), 4030 nucleotides long. Its product is annotated as putative OPA3-like protein CG13603. The record is from RefSeq and is a predicted model, not a curated record. The transcript has 5 exons. Gene Ontology annotation, cellular component: mitochondrion. Bases 155 to 652 code for a protein of 165 amino acids. Gene Ontology annotation, biological process: regulation of lipid metabolic process. NCBI's taxonomy places the organism in Eukaryota, Metazoa, Arthropoda, Malacostraca, Decapoda, Portunidae.